AAACAAGAAUAUAGUAAUUAAGCUGAGAACAUUUUGUUUCCAGGAUCUGGGAAAGAAGCUUAUGAACUCAAAUAAUUGUAGAGCAUCUCUGUGCUCUACGACAUGGGUUAAGUUGGUUUCAAGCAGAGCCCUUCAGGUGCACAUAAGCCUCCAGAGCGUCAGAUGUCGCUGUGGUUCCGCGAUGGGAGAGGGCGUGCGUCUCUGUGGUUAUAAAAUUGGGGGCGGAGAAGCGUAAAUGAUGGCUGAUGAAGAGGAAGAAGUCAAGCCGAUCUUGCAGAAAUUGCAGGAACUAGUGGAUCAGCUCUAUUCAUUUCGAGACUGCUAUUUCGAGACACAUAGUGUUGAGGAUGCUGGGAGGAAGCAACAGGAUGUGCAAAAGGAGAUGGAAAAGACCCUACAGCAGAUGGAAGAAGUAGUGGGUUCUGUCCAGGGCAAGGCACAAGUUCUAAUGCUAACUGGGAAAGUCCUAAAUGUGACUCCUGACUAUAGCCCUAAAGCUGAGGAACUUCUGUCAAAGGCUGUGAAGCUGGAACCCAAGCUGGUGGAAGCCUGGAACCAGCUGGGUGAGGUGUACUGGAAAAAAGGGGACGUUGCAGCUGCCCACACCUGCUUCAAAGGAGCCCUCACCCAUGUGAGCUCCCCACUAUUCCUUUGGAAAACACAGAUGGGAAGGAUAAAUUUCUUUGGUUCUUGCAGGAACAAAGUCUCUUUGCAAAACUUGUCAAUGGUGCUUCGCCAGCUGCGGACUGACACUGAAGAUGAACAUUCUCAGCAUGUCAUGGACAGUGUCCGACAGGCUAAGUUGGCCGUUCAGAUGGAUGUGCAUGAUGGCCGCUCCUGGUAUAUUCUUGGGAAUUCAUAUCUUUCUCUUUACUUCAAUACUGGCCAGAACCCUAAGAUCUCCCAACAAGCCCUCAGUGCCUAUGCCCAAGCAGAGAAGGUUGACAGGAAAGCUUCUAGCAAUCCUGACCUUCAUCUGAACAGGGCAACGUUGCAUAAAUAUGAAGAGAAUUAUGGGGAGGCCCUGGAGGGCUUCUCUCGGGCUGUAGCCCUGGACCCUGCCUGGCCAGAGCCCCGACAACGAGAGCAACAACUUCUGGAAUUCCUGGAUAGAUUAACCAGCCUCCUUGAGAGUAAGGGAAAGGUGAAGGCCAAAAAGCUACAGAGCAUGCUGGGAAGCUUGCGCCCAGCCCAUCUAGGCCCUUGCAGUGAUGGGCACUAUCAGUCAGCCUCUGGGCAGAAAGUGACCCUAGAGCUUAAGCCACUGAGUACACUGCAGCCUGGGGUGAACAGUGGUGCCGUCAUCCUGGGAAAGGUGGUAUUUAGCCUCACCACAGAGGAGAAAGUCCCCUUUACAUUUGGCCUGGUAGAUUCAGAUGGACCUUGCUGUGCCGUGAUGGUGUACAAUAUAGUGCAGAGCUGGGGAGUGCUCAUUGGAGACUCAGUAGCCAUCCCUGAGCCCAACCUGCGGCUUCACCGAAUUCAGCACAAGGGAAAGGAUCUUGCUCUGUUGCCCAGAUUGGAGUGCAGUGGUGUCAUCACAGCUUACUGCAGGCCUUAAGCUCCCGGAUUGAUGUGAUCCUCCCACCUCAGCCUCUCAAAUAGCUAGGACUACGUGUGUGUGUGUGUGUGUGUGUGUGUGUGUGUUUUCAGAGAUGGGGUCUCAAUAUAUUGCUUAGGCUGGUCUCAACUUCUGGGUUCAAGUAAUCCUCCUGCCUCAGUCUCCCAAAGUGCUGGAAUUACAGGCAGGAGCUGUCAUACCUGGUCUAUAUUUCUUUUCAUAUUACUUUUGGAUGGGUUCAGGUUUUUCCUGUUGCAUGCUUAGGCAUACCAUGGAAGCAUAAUGGCCAUUAGAGGUCAGUAGAGCACAUGUAGAUAGGUAAGACCAGGUUCUGUCCUACAGCAGAAAAUUCGCGGAGCUAAGAUUUUUCUUCCGGAUUUAUUUGGAGAACAAAGAUAAACAAAAAACACUUUAUUGAGAUAUGAUUGACAUGCAAACAUUUGUAGGUAUAUAAUAUAUACAACUUGAUAUCUUUGGAGAGAAGUAUACAUCCGUGAAAUCAUUGCCAUUAAUCUAGGCCAUAAACAUAUCCAUCACCUUCAAAAGUUUCUUCCCAACCACUUAUUAUUAAUCAUUAUUAUUAUUUUGUGAUAAAAACAUUUAACAUAAGAUCUAUCCUCUUGGCAAAAUUUUAAGUAUAUGAAGCAAUAUCAUUAACUGUAAGCACUGUGCUGUCUAGUAGAUUUCUAGGGACUUACCUUGUAUGACAGAAACUUUGUACCCUUUGAGUAAUACUUCUGUGUUUUGCCCUCCUGUUAAUCCAGGCAAGUACCAUUCCAGUCUCUGCUUCUAUGAAUUUAACUAUUUUGCUUUCGUCAUUUAUGUUCUAUUUGUCCUGUAUCUGGCUUAUUUCACGUAGCAUAAUGUCCUCCAGAUUCAUUUGUGUUGUUGCACAUGGCAAAAUUUCUUUCCUUUAUAAUGUUGAAUACUAUUCCAUUGUGUGUGUUUACCACAUUAAAAAAAAUCCAUUCAUUCAUCAAUAAACAUUUGGAUUGUU
Callithrix jacchus (white-tufted-ear marmoset) is the source of this 2558-nucleotide messenger RNA. It is a transcript of the gene TTC5, whose product is annotated as tetratricopeptide repeat domain 5. Lineage: Eukaryota; Metazoa; Chordata; Mammalia; Primates; Cebidae. The record is from RefSeq and is a predicted model, not a curated record. Gene Ontology annotation, molecular function: protein binding.